Molecule: messenger RNA, 399 nt
Organism: Cinclus cinclus
Lineage: Eukaryota; Metazoa; Chordata; Aves; Passeriformes; Cinclidae
Gene: TMEM170B
Product: transmembrane protein 170B
Exons: 3
Coding region: 1-399 (132 amino acids)
Biological process (GO): negative regulation of canonical Wnt signaling pathway
Cellular component (GO): plasma membrane
Source: RefSeq, a predicted model, not a curated record
AUGAAGGUGGAAGCGGGGGACAAUUCCAUGAUCAACCUGUCGGUGCAGCAAGUGCUGAGCCUGUGGGCUCACGGCACCGUCCUCCGCAGCCUCACGGAGAUGUGGUACUGGGUUUUCCUCUGGGCUCUCUUCUCCUCUCUCUUUGUCCAUGGUGCUGUGGGAGUAUUAAUGUUUGUGAUGCUGCAGAGGCAUAGGCAGGGGAGGCUGAUCUCUGUCAUUGUGGUCAGCAUUGGAUUUCUGGGUUCUAUAACUGGAGCAAUGAUAACCAGUGCUGCAGUAGCUGGAAUUUACAGAGUAGCAGGAAAGAAUAUGGCUCCCCUAGAAGCUCUUGUCUUUGGCGUUGGACAGACAGUACUGACAUUAAUUAUCUCAUUUUCAAGAAUUCUUGCAACGCUUUGA